Molecule: messenger RNA, 697 nt
Organism: Yamadazyma tenuis ATCC 10573
Lineage: Eukaryota; Fungi; Ascomycota; Pichiomycetes; Serinales; Debaryomycetaceae
Gene: PET100
Product: Pet100p
Biological process (GO): mitochondrial respiratory chain complex IV assembly
Cellular component (GO): mitochondrion; mitochondrial inner membrane
Source: RefSeq, a predicted model, not a curated record
AAAACAUGUUUAACAGAUUUAUCAGCAAAAUAACCAGAACCCAGUUGGAAACAGGGAAGUUUGGGUUCUACCUUUUUACCCCUAUUUUGGUGAUGAUAUACUCAGGUAUAAACUCAGAUGAGAAGUUUAACUUACCAGGAUUCUGGCCUGAUCCUGCCACUUUGAACCAAAUCCCCAAAGAAAGACACGAAAUCCAGGCAGAAAUAGCUAGAAUUAGAAGGGAGAGGGAAGAGAAAAGAAGAAGAUUGGAGGAAAGAGCCAAAGAGUUGGGUAUCACCGAAGAAGCUUAGGUCUAUUAAUGAUUUUUACUGUACAUAUGAUGAAAUAUACUUGUUUAUAUUUGCUAUGACAUUCGGAGUGAAGGAUGUGAGUAGCUACUUAUUUUUUAUGUCUGGUGUUGGCUCUUGUGUUCUUGUCGACUUUGAAUCGUCUUCAAGUUAGUCUUCAAAUCUUCAACUGCAUCUUUCAGAAGCGGUAAGUAUCCUGUCUGUGAAGCCUCGAUAAUCCUAAUGAUCAGCUGGAGGAGCUCUUUAUCGUUGAAGCUUUUACCGUAGUUCUGAAGAUUGCUGACAGAAGAAGACUUGUAGGUUAUACCUGAGAAUACCCUUGGGAACUGUACAGGCCCACUAUACGGAGAUGAGGAGGCAGAAGAUGGUAAAGAGUCAUUCCAUUGACUGCUUGGAGUUACUGCAGGGAU